Messenger RNA from Ixodes scapularis (black-legged tick), 491 nucleotides. RefSeq names its product N-alpha-acetyltransferase 38, NatC auxiliary subunit (gene Sbat). Gene Ontology annotation, cellular component: NatC complex. Bases 109 to 381 code for a protein of 90 amino acids. Lineage: Eukaryota; Metazoa; Arthropoda; Arachnida; Ixodida; Ixodidae. The record is from RefSeq and is a predicted model, not a curated record. Gene Ontology annotation, molecular function: RNA binding. The transcript has 3 exons.
AUGGCGGCCUCCAUCGCCCUCUUUUGGCUGGCAAUCUGUCGCCUGAAUCACGGUGGCCUCAGUCUCUAAUCAUUUUGUUUCAUCAGGCCGAUAUCAAGGUGUCGCAGCAUGGCUAGCCGCGAGCGGCUCCAGCAGUGGCUCAACAAGAGCAUGAAGAUAGAGAUGAGCGACGGCAGGACCCUGAUCGGCACGUUUCUCUGCACAGACAGGGAUCAAAAUGUCAUCCUCGGGUCGUGCUCGGAGUUCCUCAAGCCCGAAGAAAACGGUACCACAGUGGAGCCAAGGAUUCUAGGACUUGCCAUGGUUCCAGGACAGCACAUCAUGUCUAUCCACAUCGACGACACCAGCCAGGGCUACUGCGACAGCAAGGGGCCACUGUGACACCGUUCCAACUGAAGAGAGGGCAAUUUGUUGUACAUCGAGGCAUGAGAAUGCUCAAUCCACACAGUGGACUUAAAUUAUGUAAUAAACAUUGUUCAUCAUACAAGGAA